Xyrauchen texanus (razorback sucker) is the source of this 3036-nucleotide messenger RNA. RefSeq names its product ectonucleotide pyrophosphatase/phosphodiesterase family member 2 (gene enpp2l). NCBI's taxonomy places the organism in Eukaryota, Metazoa, Chordata, Actinopteri, Cypriniformes, Catostomidae. The record is from RefSeq and is a predicted model, not a curated record. The coding region runs from base 80 to 2578 and encodes 832 amino acids. Gene Ontology annotation, biological process: immune response; phosphatidylcholine catabolic process. Gene Ontology annotation, molecular function: polysaccharide binding; phosphodiesterase I activity; zinc ion binding. The transcript has 25 exons.
GGGUAACGCGCACAGAUGCACGGGCGCGCGCAGCAGCAGUAGCGGAGCAGCGCGAUCAACACGAUUAACGGGAAUAACCAUGAGCGUGGGAAAACUGGUGGUGUGUGUGUUAGUGCUGAGUGUGUGUGAGGGGUAUGUGUUUCAGGCUGGUCAGUCUUCAGGAGAAGUGGAUGAUACUCCGCCGCCGGUCAGAGAUUUUUCGGGGUCGUGUAAAGGUCGCUGUUUCGAGCUGAAAGAGGCGGAGCCUCCAAACUGCAGGUGUGAUAAUCUGUGUAAGACGUACCUGAGCUGCUGCUCCGACUUUGAUGAACAAUGUCUGAAAACAGCGAGAGGGUUCGAGUGCUCGGAGGAUCGGUGUGGAGACGUCAGGAAUGAAGAUUACGCCUGUCAGUGUUCAGACGACUGUCUGCAGAGAGGAGACUGCUGCACCAACUACAGAUCACUGUGCAAGGGAGACAGUUCUUGGGUGGACGGCGACUGUGAGGAGAUUCAGAGCCCAGAAUGCCCUGCAGGAUUUGUCCGUCCUCCUCUGAUCAUCUUGUCUCUGGACGGCUUCCGCGCCUCUUACAUGAAGAAAGGAAAGACUGUCUUCCCCAACAUCCACAAACUGAGAUCAUGUGGAACUCACGCCCCUCACAUGAGACCCAUGUACCCAUCAAAAACCUUCCCAAACCUCUACACGCUAGCCACGGGUUUGUAUCCAGAGUCUCACGGGAUAGUGUGCAACUCCAUGUACGACCCCAUUUUCAAAGCCCAUUUCAAACUGAGAGGACGAGAGAAACUCAAUCACCGUUGGUGGGGCGGGCAGCCUAUUUGGAUCACAGCAGAGGAACAGAGGUUGAAAGCGGGAACGUUUUUCUGGCCGUGGGUGAUUCCAUUAGAAAGGAGAAUUCUCACUAUUCUUCAGUGGCUGCACCUGCCUGAUGAUGAGAGGCCAUAUGUUUACGCUGUUCACUCAGAACAACCAGAUACAUACGGACACAUUCUGGGUCCUCUGAGUAAUGAGCUGGAUAACACUCUUAGAAAGAUCGAUAAUAUCAUCGGUCAGCUGAUGAACGGACUGAAGCAAAUGAACCUGCACCGCUGUGUCAACGUCAUUCUGGUGGGCGAUCACGGGAUGGAGGAAUCUCACUGUGAUCGUACAGAGUAUUUGGGCUCUUAUGGACUCAAUGUUGACACUCUCACACUUGUGGCAGGAUCCUCAGGGAGAAUCAGACCCAAAAACACCAACACAGCUUAUGAUCCAAAGGAGAUUGUAGCUAAUCUAACAUGUAAGAUGCCGAAUCAGCACUUUAAACCGUACCUGAAACAACACCUGCCCAAACGCCUGCACUACGCCAACAACAGACGCAUCGAGGACGUACACCUGCUCGUGGACAGGAAGUGGCAAGUAGCAAUAUCACCCGUGACCUGCGGAUACUUUGGAGAUCAUGGAUUCGACAACAAGAUCAGCAGCAUGCAGACAAUAUUUCUUGGAUUCGGCCCGAGCUUCAAUUUCAAGACACAAGUUCCUGUUUUUGAAAACAUUGAGCUGUAUAACAUCAUGUGUGAUCUGUUGGGUUUGACCCCAGCCCCUAAUAACGGCACACACGGCAGUCUGAACAGCGUGUUGAGAAACCCUCCGUACACGCCCACACAGCCAGAGGAAGUGACCUCACCUAAACCUUUAGCCCCGCCCUCUGAAGUGACCCGUGACCUGGGCUGUAACUGUGAUGAGGAGAAUAACAUUGAAGAAAACGCUCAGAGAUUUUCUCCGGCAGUGGAUGCACAGUUCAACAAUGUCACACACCUGCUGUUUGGUCGUCCAGCGGUUCUCUUUCACACAUCAUACACACAGUUGUGUCACUCCGAUUACUGCAGCGGUUACAGUCACCGACUCAACAUGCCGCUGUGGACAGCCUUCACCCUAACAACACAGGUGGAAGCAGCAGUGUCCUCAUCCAGUGAGUGUGUGAGAGCAGAUCCUCGUGUUGAAGUCACACACACCUGCAACACAUACAGCCAACAGCCUGAUGUUACACAUGCAUUCCUGUACCCACCCGAUUUCUCUGUAUCUGCUGAAUCCAGAUAUGAUGCGUCACUCAUAACAAACACCGUGCCCAUGUAUCCCGCCUUUAAACGGGUGUGGAGUUAUCUACAGAGAGAAGUUCUCCGCCGAUACAGUCUACAGAAUAAUGGAGUGAAUGUGAUCGUGGGGCCGAUAUUUGAUUACAAUCACGACGGACUGAGAGACACUGAAGAGAAAAUCAAAGAGCACGCAGAGGGGUCUGUGUACAUUCCCACUCAUUUCUACAGCAUUAUAACGAGCUGUGCAGGAGUAAACGAGACACUGGAGGAGUGUGAGACGGAUCUGAGAGUCACCUGCUUCAUACUGCCACACCGACCAGAUAACACUGAGAGCUGUAAUAAUUCGGAGGAUGAGUCUCGUUGGGCGGAGCAGCUGCUGCAGUUACACACGGCACGUGUGCGAGAUGUGGAGAUCCUGACGGGUUUGGACUUCUACCGCUCCACCGUGCUGCCCUACACACGCGUGCUCGCACUCAAAACACACAUGCACACCUUCGAGGAGGACGUGUAAUGCGCCGCAAGCAUUUCAUAACUGCCAUAAACCGGACGCUUCUCUGUAUAGUUUUAUUUAUUAUUCACCUUCAAACUAAUAAUGAUGAAACUGUAUAACAACAACAAACUCACGACGACAGUCACACAACCGUUAUAAAACAUACAGUAACCAGAAACAUGCUGUGUGUGUGUGUGUGUGUGUGUGUGUAUUUGUCUGUGUGUGUGUGUGUGUGUGUGUGUGUGUGUUUGUGAAUAUAUGUGAAAACACUUGUAAUGAUGAUGAUGAUGAUGUGAAUUAGUCUCUGUUUAAUGAUUGUGACAUCAUCAGUGAUUCUCUGCCUCCCAUUGUCUGCAGAUGGUCAUGUGACUCAUGAUUAUGACAUGAGUGAGUGAUGUUCGCUUUUAAUAAAGGAUGUUUUUAACAAUAUCAUUACAGCAAUAAAUUAAUGUACUGUCAAUAAAAACCUGAGUGUGUGA